AUGGACGAAGGGGAACUACCACUGCCUAUAGACGACUACAUACUCAUCCGUCUCUGCGUGGAAUUUGGUCCGUUUGUAUUCCGAGGACGUGAAUAUGAACAGAUCCAGGGACUUGCGAUGGGCUCACCUCUUUCAGCAGUUCUUGCCCAGCUGUUCAUGGAAACCCAUGAGGCUGACUAUUACCGUAAUAUCUUGGGAAGCAACGUGGUCUGGCUUCGUUAUGUGGACGACAUUCUCGCUGUAGUGCCGACCAGGACGAACCUGCAAGAUCUCCUCUAUAGACUAAAUGCAGGACAUCUCUCCAUACAGUUCACCACAGAAGAAGAAAGGGGUGAGCAGGUCCCUUUUCUAGACACCUUAAUCCACAGGAGCCCUGACAGUCCGGUGUUCUCCCUGUACAGAAAACCCACAUAUAAAAACGAUUCCAUGCAUUAUUUCUCUGCCCAUGGCAAGAGGACCAAAGAAGGCUUGGUCAUUGGCUUCUUCCUCCGAGCCCUCAGAAUGUGCAGCCCGGAUUUCCUGGAGGAGGAAAUGCAACAAGGUCUGCAACACCUUCCAGCACCUCCAUUAUCCCCGCUCCAUGCUCACCCACCUCCGACGCAAGGGCGAAGAGAUCACGAACAGACCGAGAGGGGACGACACGCAGAACAACCCCAGAGAAUAAAUCAUCCUCACUCGGAAUUGAACUGA
This is a messenger RNA of Penaeus vannamei (Pacific white shrimp), 690 nucleotides long. Lineage: Eukaryota; Metazoa; Arthropoda; Malacostraca; Decapoda; Penaeidae. The record is from RefSeq and is a predicted model, not a curated record.